Molecule: messenger RNA, 1611 nt
Organism: Trematosphaeria pertusa
Lineage: Eukaryota; Fungi; Ascomycota; Dothideomycetes; Pleosporales; Trematosphaeriaceae
Exons: 3
Coding region: 1-1611 (536 amino acids)
Source: RefSeq, a predicted model, not a curated record
AUGGCUCCGGUCGAACCUGACGCGAUCGCGCGAACAAACGCAAAGCCCAUCGCUCUUUUCUCCGCCCAAGUCUUGCUCGUCGCCGGUCUCACGACCCAGGUCUUGCUCACUGCUCGUCGCGCCGCGCGCUCGCUUCCUCCCUCGACCUCUACGCGCAAACAGGAGCCAUUCCGUCGUCGUCAUGCGAUCGUCUUCUCUACUCUCGCGCUCUUGUCUUUGGUGUCGGUAACGACGUUCGCCGUCAUGUGGCGCGCUCUGUCGUACCUGGAAUGGGCGGAGAUGGGCAGUCAUGAAACCCCGGGUAGCCUGUGGACGGGCUGGUAUGGUACCGGAGACGAGGGCGUCGGUAGAUGGAGGCUGGGCGAUUGGUUAAGCGACAAAGAUUUGGUACGCGAGUCGGACAUGGUGGCAGUUUCCAAGCCAGAGGCCUUCCUCUACACCAGCCAGCAUUUUGUAGGAGUCUUAGGAAAUGCUAUGUUCAUGGGUAUUGAGGGCCGCGGACGCAAUUUCUCCGCCGCAACCAUUGCAUCAUUCGUCGUCCUCAGCGCAUUGGGUAGCCUUGGAUAUGCGCUGAAUCUCUUCUUCAUCACCGUGCUGUACACUCCUAUGGCAAUACACAGCGAAGACACGCCCCGACACGACGCUUUGUUUGCCCCGAAGCCCGCGGUAUAUUACGUGCCUAUCAUCCUUUCUGUCCUGGCCCUCAAUACAUUACCGACGCUCUUGGGCAAAGGCGAAGAUAUCACCCUUCUCCGCUAUGGGUACCUCCUUGUACCACUCUUCCUGGCUUUUGCACCACAAAUCAUCCCCUUAGCGUUGGGUCACCAGCACACCUCCAAGGCCUCAGCGCACCGGUCCCUUAGCAGGGCGUUCUAUGCCUUGGCAGUGACCUCGUUCGUCCUGCACUGGAAGCUGUUCGGGUUUACGUUCUUGGUAAACACGCCUCCAGAGCAAGCAUCCGUCUAUGACCUACUCAAGAACGCUGUUGGGAAGCAAGGCCAAACAAAGCCGAACAGACUGCUUGCUGGCAUUGGUAACACUGCACAGAAGCUCAAAUUGAUCAGCAAGCAUCCAGCCAUAAGCGUCACGACGCUUGACGUCCUCUUGACUACCACCAGCCUCCUCGUUUGGACCUUCACUCGCGAUCUAGACGUAGAAGCUAUCUUGGGGAACAGCGUCCUCUCUUUUCUAGCUCCCCGCAGGGCAGAGAAGCAUGUUGCGUUCGACUCAAAAGCUAAGACUGCAGACGAGAACGUUGAGCUUGAACCGGCCGUGCCGGCUGUAACUCCGCGAAAGCGCGGGCGGCCAAGGAAGAGCACUCUCACAAACGGCGCGUCUUCAGCUUCCGCUUCCUCGACCGGUACUCUGAGGAGAAGCAACAGAAGAAAAGGGAAGAGUGACUACGAGUCGGAUGCGGAAGAAGCUUAUGAGCCAACGGAGUCUGCUAAGAAGGAGGUGGUACAGACUGUAACCGACGGCGCAACGGCUGCGGAAGAUAUCGUUCACGGCGGCGAGGCAACGGCACUCGCACUAUGCCUCGCAUUCAUCGGUGGGCUUGGUCAGCUAGCUGCAGGCGUUUUAGGAGCUGAAGCGACCGGCACGGGAGAAUAG